Molecule: messenger RNA, 1977 nt
Organism: Symbiodinium natans
Lineage: Eukaryota; Dinophyceae; Suessiales; Symbiodiniaceae
Source: the annotation of a GenBank genome assembly
AUGGCAGAACAGCACAAGAGGUUCAUCGAGACAUUUGCAGACAGAGAGAGAACUGCACAACAUGGACAAUGGAAAAUGCGUACCGGGAACCGUUGUCCCGCAGGCAGCCAGGCGACUGCAGGCCCAGCUGCCGAGCCUUCGGAUGCGGAGGCCAAUCUUCUUUUGGCUGAGGCGCUGCUUGCCGCAGGACAGGCACCAGCUGCUGAACGGCCUCUUGCCGUUGCUUCAGCACGACCUGUGGCCUCGCUGCGAAGCCGAAUUUUGCAGGCGCAGGCCAAGGUGGCCUUGUUUGCUGAGGAUUUCAAGAAGGCGAUGAGUUUGGCUUCAGAGGCAGUGCGAAUGGAAGCCGGCGAAGCCGGCGAUGUGAAGGCACUGCUUGCCUUAGCCGAAGUGCGAAUUCAGUUUGCAGACUACGAUGCAGCGCUCAGAGCAUUAAGUUCUGCUGAGCAGGCGCUGAGGGUGGAGACCCGGAAGCCAGUGGCCCGCACGCUGUUGGCCCAGACAUGCGGAUUGGCAGCGAGGGCUAAUGAAAGGCUGCGGCGGUUUCCGGAAGCCUUGGAGGAAUCACGCAGGGCAACAGACCUGGACCCGACGCAGGGUCCAGCCCGGCUUGCCCGGGCAAUGGCUCUUCAACAAACUGGUCGGGCCGACGAGGCGGAGAUGGAACUUCGAGAGCUUUUGCGUCACCAGCCCAAGGACUGCGAGACGCUCACGUUGCAGCGCCCCAAGCCAGCUCGGCUACUUGCAGCUGUCCUCAGGCAGCUCAUCAGCCCUUUGCUGAGCAGAGCCAGCCACGUUCGGUUUGACUCCUGUUCCCCUUCUCAGCAAUGGGGCGCGGUGAUGCCUGCGUCACCCUGCGUCAAUGACACCACAGGCGACGAUGUGGAAGCCUUGCGCUUUGCCUUGCACGUCCUGCGCGGCCUGACCUGGCGGAAUGGUCCAGGCCCAUCCGAGCUAUCCGAGCUCUCCGAGCUCCAGCUUCAAGGAGAUGUAGGAGAUGCCAGCACACUUGCCUGCUGGGGCUUGUGGCGAUGUGAAAGCCACCGCAUCUGGAAGGAACACCUUUCACAGAAGCGGCGGGCCAUGGACAGCAGCCCCAUCACAGGAUUGCCCAGAUUCUCGGAGUGGGUCGUGGUGCUGAUCGAGAUGCGCGAACAUGAGGACCUCGAGGUGGUGCUCCGUUCUGCGAUGAGCCUGCUCGAGUUCGUCGAGCAGAUAGUGAGGACCUGGUCCUUCGUUCACCUGCACUGCCUACCGAUGGCCAACUUCACGCGUGAAGGCUAUGCGAACUUCCGCCGAUCGCAGGACUUGCUGUCCUGGAUCAACGCGGCUGGUGGUAAGUUGGCCCUCUUCGUCGAAUGUGACUCCUUGCUUUUGCGUCCUGGCCUGGAGCGCUUUCUUUGCUAUGACUUGGUGGGGGCACCCUGGAGCUGGGCAGAGGAAGCUGAGUGUCAGUCAAAAUGCCCUGAAGCACAUCGGGGCCUCGAUCAUGCUGUUGCUAUUUGCCGCGGCAUCAGCGAGGCACCCGUGAUGUGGCACCACAAGUUCAUAAGUACAUAUAAGUACUGUAUUUUCACCGACGACAACCACGUGUUUGGAAAUGUGUGGAGUGAAAUGUGCUGUGCUCAUGCAGAACAAACUUCAAGCGGCUUAUCAGCCAGAUGCAAGGACAGAGCCUGUGUGGGCAAUGGUGGCUUUUCCGUCAGGCACUGUGACUUCCUGCACGCCGCGUUGGACCACAUGCAGGCGACAGCUGCCGGCGAGGUAGCACCCCCAUGGCCCUCGCGAAACGAAGACAUGUGCUUUGCUCAUGCAGCGAUCGACUUGGCAGCGCGUGUUCCUUCACGGAAGGUGGCGCAAGAGUUUUCUGUGGAGACGAUUUUCCAUCCCACGCCGAUCGGUUGCCACAAGCCAUGGCAAUACUUGCUGCCAUCGGACAUGCGACGUCUGCUGCAGAUUUGGGAGCUAGCCGACUGA